Rhododendron vialii is the source of this 951-nucleotide messenger RNA. RefSeq lists its product as uncharacterized. NCBI's taxonomy places the organism in Eukaryota, Viridiplantae, Streptophyta, Magnoliopsida, Ericales, Ericaceae. The record is from RefSeq and is a predicted model, not a curated record. Bases 1 to 951 code for a protein of 316 amino acids. The transcript has 4 exons.
AUGGGAUCAUCAGAAGAGUCACCUGAUUUUGAUGAAUCGUUUGAAUCAUCAAAAGUGAAUGCAAGGACUGUUUCAUUUGCUGCUUCAUUGUCGAUAGAAAACAGAGAUUCGACAUCAGUAUCUUCAAGAUCAUCAUCAAUGAGAGCCAAAGAAUACGGUGAUGAGAUGCCGAUUAAGCCUACCAAGGAAGCAAUGCAGAAGAGAGAAACAGCACAAAAGGUUGCCCUUCAAGCACUAAGAGAUGCUUCAGCCACCGAAAAUCUAGUCCGGUCCCUCAAGAUGUUUUCAAACUUAAGCAAAACUGCGAAAUCAGAUGCACCGGCAGCCUGUUUCGAUCAGUUCCUGGAUUUUCAUACCCAAAUUGUGCAAGCAGUAGCUGAAAUGGUGUCCAUUCAAGCAGCAACAGCAACUGAAAUGGCCCAAACCCGGAACACAAAACAACCUGAAGAAGACUCCUCCAUCUUAAAUGAACUCCCUCACAACUCCUUGGACCCGAAAGCAUCAUCCAAAAGAAGAAAUGUACUCUACAAAUCAAUCGCAUUGUUUCCUGAACGAAGUGAUCAGAAGACAAUCUUAGGGAAGCAUGUGAGAUCAUCAUGUCUCAAGGUGGUGCCCACUCCUUCCUCUUCCGAAAACGAUGAAAACAAGAAACCAGCUACUUGCUGCAGCCUUGGGAAUACGAUCAAGUUGGGGAGGCAGAUUGAGACCGAAGCGGGAAACUGGUUCAUGGAAUUUCUUGAGAAAGCUUUGGAGAUGGGUCUGAAGAAAACGAAGGGGAGAGUAGAGGGAGAUGCGCAAAAAGUUCCUCAGUCGCUUAUAUUGAAAGUUAUCAACUGGGUGGAAGUCGAACAGUGUGAUUCUAGCAAAAGGCCUGUGCAUCCUAGAGCGGGGCAGGUGGCCAGGAAGUUAAGGAUCAAGAUGAAGAAUCCUUGUAGAAGAGAUUGUGUUUAG